GCAAGAGCCAUACUUUCUAGCUAGGAGCCUCAUCAACUUGAUAUAUAUAUAUAUAUAUAUAUAUAGAGAGAGAGAGAGAGAGAGAGAGAGAGAUGGGGAACAGUAUAGGAUCAGGAAGAAAGAAAGCUAAGGUGAUGAAGAUCAAUGGAGAAACCUUGAAGUUCAAAACCCCAGUGCGAGCAUGGGAAGUUCUUAAGGACUGCCCUGGUCACGUCUUACUGGAGUCCGAGGCUGUAAAGCGUUAUGGCAUCCGAGCCAAGCCAUUAGAACCGGAGCAACAGCUCAUCCCCAAGAAAAUAUACUUCCUAGUACUAGAUGAUCAACUACCCAAGUCUUCUGACGAAAAGGUGCCUAGAGCUGUAAGGUCUCAGUCAGGUGGCAUACACAUGAGUGCCAAGGACCGGCUCGAGUGCUUGAUGCUAUCUCGGAGAACGGUUUCUGAUCUUUCUAUUAAUAGAGCGCCGAGUGUUGUGUCCGAUCGUUCUGGGCAUUUGAAGGUGAAAAUAAGGUUACCAAGCGAUCAAAUGGCCAGAUUGGUGGCUGAAAGCAGAGAUGGCGUGGAGGUGGCCGAGAAGAUCUUAGAUCUUUAUAGGGACCGCGCCGGAGAGAUUAAUGAGGAUGUGCCGGAGGGAAAAGAGGACGCAUUGAUGCACCGGGAAGCACCAUGGAAACCGGCUCUAGGGAGUAUUGGGGAGAAGACCAAGGCACAUAAGAAGCGAGUUAGUUUCGUUCCAAUGGAAGAGGAAAAUUGCUUGGAUGGGCCUCUAAGUAGCAGUCGACUCAACCGAAGAAUCGAGUGAAACUGCAAAAACUCCUUUCUAUAUAAGUGUCCUAUAAAUAUAUAUAUAUAUAUAUAUUAUUCUUGCGAGUUAUAAAUUUGCAAAUAUGUUGUAGGCAACAUCUUGUAGUACUAUACGUAUUUAUUUUUUAAGAAUAUUAUUCAUCAUCCUUUUACCA
Molecule: messenger RNA, 957 nt
Organism: Juglans regia (Persian walnut)
Lineage: Eukaryota; Viridiplantae; Streptophyta; Magnoliopsida; Fagales; Juglandaceae
Exons: 2
Coding region: 93-800 (235 amino acids)
Source: RefSeq, a predicted model, not a curated record